Guillardia theta CCMP2712 is the source of this 321-nucleotide messenger RNA. RefSeq lists its product as hypothetical. The transcript is spliced from 4 exons. The record is from RefSeq and is a predicted model, not a curated record. The coding region runs from base 1 to 321 and encodes 106 amino acids. NCBI's taxonomy places the organism in Eukaryota, Cryptophyceae, Pyrenomonadales, Geminigeraceae.
AUGUCGCACAAGCAGAGGGUCGCUGAGUUAGUGGAGGAGGCUGAAAAGAUUCAAGCAUGCACCAAAGUGCUAGUCCAUGCAGCAACAGUGAUUGGAAACAUGGCUGAAAACCUUCAAAUAUUGGGUGAAAAUACAGAGGAAACUCAGAAGAGUAUCGACAGAUGGAAAGAUGUUUUCCUACCUCAGGACAACGUCGAGACCAGAGUUGAGGAGAUUGCUUCCCAGAAACGCAAAGUUGCUUUCUGCGACGCUCCGAAGAGCUCCUCAGCCAGGCGAAGAAGCGUCGAGCUUGAGGAAGAGACGAAUGUGGUCGGAAAGUGA